AUGCUGCUUCGAGAUUUUUUAUACACACGGCCAGUCUGCCUCCAAGAUGUCUCGUUCAAAGACAUCUGCAAUCUGGCCAAGGUCGCUCACCGAUGGGACCUCUUGGUGUUGUUCAACAGCAUUCUUCAGUACGUUAAGGAUACAAACUUGCUGUCUUGUGGUACCCGGGUAGUUCUUUUCGCUGAAGUCGUCAAGCUUCAUAUUUUGCCCCUUGACCACACAAGGUACUUUUGGGAGCAAGUUGGCCAUUUCUACAAGGAUCUUACAAGUUUUCCUCAGACAAAACAAAAAACGCAGAAUUUUUCGCGCUCUAAUGUCACGGAUGUUGACGGAGACACCAAUGACAUAAAUGGUUCACAGGCACGUGAGAGUGGAACAGAGAGUCUAUCCAGGGGUAGAAACGUUGAUCGUAAUUCAAGUGAAGAUGGAGUGCACCCAACAGUUGACAUAUUUCCAAACAAGCAAGUGAUUUGUCCCCGCUUUCCAGGGCUGUGGACACUUGCUUUGUCUCAAGGCAUGGUGCAAGUUGUCCUUUCUGCAGCUCUUACGGAAUCAAAAAUAUCAAAUAAUGAUACGUUGCACCUGUGGCACGUCGUGUUGAAGUUUCUAGAGCCUCGAAUUGAGUCGGAUAAAGAGGUAUGCUCCCUUCUUGACUCCUUUCCGAACCGCUCUGAUGAAUGCGUUUCUUCAGUGCUCAAUGACAUGAAGAUUGAUGAGCAAUGCAGCACUCGGGCUAUGAGGCUUUUCGCAAAAAGUCAAGAAGUGAAAACAACACAAAGAAAUUAUUACUAG
Molecule: messenger RNA, 792 nt
Organism: Chondrus crispus (carragheen)
Lineage: Eukaryota; Rhodophyta; Florideophyceae; Gigartinales; Gigartinaceae
Exons: 1
Coding region: 1-792 (263 amino acids)
Source: RefSeq, a predicted model, not a curated record